GCUGUACAGAAUAGAAGAAUGGCACUAUUUGAUCCCUAUGUUAAAAAAAAAUCUACACUUGAAGGCUCCGGAUAUUCAAUCGGAAUUAAAGUGUAAGAGCAGGAAGCCAAUACCACAGACAAGCCUCCAACAGCGCUGUUAAGUUUGGUACGUUCACUGACCCGCAGCACGGCUGCCUUUUCCAAAACGUCGUCUGCGUCACUGUUGCGCGCGCGCGCGGAGCUCCCUGGCCAAUCUCGCGCCACUUUGGAGCUCGAGCGUGACUGUAACGUUUGGAGGCAGAAAGGAGCCGCAGUCUUUCCUUAUACAGUAAACUUCAUCAGCUGCGCGUGUGCAUAUAAAAGGCACACGUCCUCCUCUAGCUGUUCCUUUUCACAGGGUUUAUCACAGCAUCAGACUGGAGUGACUCAGACUGGACGUCGAAGCAGCGCGUGGGCAUUUCUUAUCUAGCACCGGUCCGCAAAGUGCGAUGAUUUAAAUGAAACUGGAUUUUGCAAGGGUUUUUGUGCACCAGCUUGUCGUGCAUAAGAGAAUGUAGACUCUGUGAUACUGCCGUUGCUUUUUGGGGAUCUGUAAGCUUAAAAGCUCCAUCAUUUCUCUCCUUCUCUCUUCUGAGUCACAUCAUCACACUAAAUGAAUAAGCGAGAAAAGCAAGAUCAGAUGCUUUAUAUGUACUGGGCGAUUUUUUUUUUUUUGGAAUUUGUAACCCAUUGUUUGAACAUAGUUUCAUCACAGUGAGGAAUUUGGCUGAGUCUGCUUUUUGACAAAAAAGGAUAUAGACUUGGGGCCUCAGCGGGCUUGAUUUAUCCGCCCAGAACCAGUCGUGAACAGCUAGCAUGGAAAGUGGCUGUGUAGACAGGACGUGACCUGGUGAACAGUGUGCGCCGAAGAUGUCGCUUUGCAAUGCAUAGUGCUUGAUGACGGAGCUCUUGCCAUGCGAAGAACCACUGGACGCUUUGAGAAUCCUACAUUCCGAAGGUGCAAACUCUCGGCUUUGAGCGUGCUCAGUCAAAGGAUAUAGCGGAUAUAAAACCGGCACCGGAGCUUUGUAGCACUGUGGGGAGGGAAGGGGAACUAGUGAACUAUGCUCGGUCGGCCCUGGAGUGCCAUGCAGUCACGGCUGGAUAUGGGCGCCGGCUUGGAGCUGCCCUCCCUACUGUGGGUGCUGGCCUUGGCGCUCCAGACUUGGGUGGGUGCUGCGGAGAAGCUGGACGAGUUGGAUCCUGUGGUGACCACUGCAUAUGGCAAGCUGAGGGGCUUCAAGAAAGAACUCAACAACGAGAUUCUGGGGCCUGUGAUCCAGUUUCUGGGCGUGCCCUACGCGGCACCUCCUACAGGGGAGAGGCGAUUUCAGCCCCCCGAGCCGCCCACGCCCUGGAACGACGUCCGCAAUGCCACACACUUUGGCCCAGUGUGCCCACAGAGCGUUGUGGAGGGCAGGUUGCCUGAUGUCAUGCUGCCCGUAUGGUUCACCAACGGCCUGGAGGUGGUUUCGACCUUCGUGCAGGAGCAGAGCGAAGACUGUCUUUUCCUUAAUAUUUACGUGCCCACAGAGGAUGUAAAAAGAAUAUCCAAGGAAUGUGCCAGGAAACCGGGCAAGAAAAUAUGUAGAAAAGGAGGUCCUCUUACAAAGAAACAGAAUGAUGAUUUAGGUGAUAAUGACGGUGCAGAGGAUGAAGACAUCCGUGAGAGUGGAAGUCCCAAGCCAGUGAUGGUUUUCAUUCAUGGUGGAUCUUAUAUGGAAGGAACAGGAAAUAUGUUUGAUGGCAGCAUUUUGGCCAGUUAUGGCAAUGUCAUUGUCAUAACCGUGAACUACCGGCUUGGUGUGUUAGGUUUUUUAAGCACAGGAGACCAGGCGGCCAAAGGCAACUACGGGCUCUUAGAUCAAAUCCAAGCUCUGCGCUGGACUAGUGAAAACAUUGCCUUCUUUGGUGGUGACCCUUUACGCAUUACAGUUUUUGGAUCUGGUGCCGGAGCAUCAUGUGUAAACCUCCUCACACUGUCCCAUUACUCUGAAGGUAACCGCUGGAGCAAUUCAACAAAAGGCUUGUUCCAGAGAGCCAUAGCUCAGAGUGGCACGGCUCUGUCCAGCUGGGCAGUGAGCUUCCAACCAGCUAAAUACGCACGCAUGCUGGCCCGAAAGGUGGGAUGCGACUAUCAGGACACAAUGGAACUAGUCGAGUGCCUGCAGAAGAAAGACUACAAGGAGUUGGUGGAGCAGGACAUCCAGCCAGCCCGUUACCAUAUUGCCUUUGGCCCAGUCAUUGACGGCGACGUGAUCCCGGAUGACCCGCAGAUUCUCAUGGAGCAGGGCGAGUUCCUCAACUACGAUAUCAUGUUGGGUGUAAACCAGGGUGAAGGUCUCAAAUUUGUCGAGCUGGUGGUGGACGGAGACAGCGGUGUCCAGGCCAAUGACUUUGACUAUGCAGUGUCCAGCUUUGUGGAUGAUUUAUAUGGCUAUCCUGAGGGCAAGGAUGUGCUGCGUGAGACCAUCAAGUUCAUGUACACAGACUGGGCCGACCGCCACAAUCCAGAAACCCGAAGGAAAACGUUGUUGGCUCUUUUCACAGACCACCAGUGGGUAGCACCCGCUGUGGCCACGGCUGACCUGCACUCCAGCUUCGGAUCGCCCACUUACUUUUAUGCUUUCUACCACCACUGCCAGACGGAGCAGGUGCCAGCGUGGGCAGAUGCAGCUCAUGGAGAUGAGAUCCCUUAUGUCUUUGGCCUGCCGAUGAUCGGCCCCACUGAGCUCUUUCCUUGCAACUUUUCCAAGAAUGAUGUGAUGCUCAGUGCUGUGGUCAUGACGUACUGGACCAACUUUGCUAAGACGGGUGACCCCAACCAACCAGUGCCACAGGACACCAAGUUCAUACACACCAAACCCAACCGCUUUGAGGAGGUGGCAUGGACAAGGUACAACCAGAAGGAGCAGCUUUAUCUGCACAUUGGCUUGAAACCUCGUGUUAAGGAGCACUACCGUGCCAACAAAGUCAACCUGUGGCUCGAGCUAGUCCCACAUUUACACACCCUCAACGAGAUCACACAAGUCGUCUCAUCCACAAGCACCACCACCAAGGUGCCUGCGCCAGACGAGACACCAAGGAGUCCCAAGAAGAUGCCAGCCAGCACCAAGAGGCCCUUCCCCACACCUUUUCCCACUGAGAUAAAGGAUACAAGCCAAAUCCCGAACCACAACCAACCGUUUUUCGUGGAGCAGCGUGACUACUCGACUGAGCUAAGCGUCACCAUUGCCGUUGGAGCUUCCUUGCUCUUUCUCAACAUACUGGCCUUUGCUGCACUCUACUACAAGAAGGACAAGAGACGGCAGGAUGGACAUCGGCGAGGAAGCCCUCAGCGUGCCAAUGCCACCAGUCAACUGGCACCCGUACCCGACGAGGAGCUCAUGUCACUGCAGAUGAAGCGUGGAGAGCUAGAGCGUGAGUGCCCACUUGUCCUGAGGAGCAGCUGUCCGCCUGACUACACCUUAGCCAUGCGUCGCUCACCAGACGAUGUACCACUCAUGAGCGCCAACACCAUCACCGUCUUGCCCAGCACCAUGCCCAGCGCUCUUGGACCAUUGCAUCCAUUCAACAGCUAUGCGGGAGUGCAGCACAACAACACACUGCCCCACCCACAUCCCCAUUCGCACUCCACAACUAGAGUAUAGCCACACAUGUGCACACAUAUACUCAAAGGAUUUAGGUUUCGGUGAAGCAUAUCUAUGCUUUUACCGUUUUGCAUAACAUGGAAUACACCGUGACGUUUCUUUUGUCUCCAUUCGGAGGAAAAUGACCAUUUUAUAAUAGAAAUGUAAAAUGAGGAGAAAAUUGCUAAACUCUUUCAGAUUUAAUAAAAAAUAAACAGAGAUGGAUGAUUUUUUUUUAUCCUGGUAUCAUAGACAAUGCCUGGUCUAUUUCCUGACAUAGAAGUAUCACAAGUUGGUUUGAAAGAAUGGUUUGAUUCAGUUACAGUUCAGAAGCUGUGGAAAAGAGGGCACGUUGAAGGCCCUGUGUAAAUGAAAGAAAUAUAUUGUUUUCCAGAGGCACUCGAUUGUCGAGUACUCUCUCUGGAGUGGACAGGAGAUGCUGCUUACUUAAUUUAGGCAUGUGUUCUCCUAUAGACGGAGGCAUUGUAAGAUACAGAAUUACACAUUGCUGGAAAAAGAGGGGUGGACAAGAACUUCUCAAGAAUAUGCACAAUGUCUUGGAAUCUUUUUUUUUCUGGAUUUAUUUUUGGGAACAAUUUUAUUGUAUAGAAUCUAUUUACAUAUCUAGAUAUGUACGCAAAGCUGUUUAAGCUCUGACUCUGGGGCAUCAGUACUGGAGAAUCUGCCAGCAGUACAUCGAGUGGGGUGGGAACGUCACUGGUUUUCUGGCAGAUACGGCUUCAUCACACAAGUGCUGUCUGUAUGGAGAACUGGAGGACAAAAUAUGGGAAGCUGGAUAUUUUUUAGCACGAAGCGCAUGACAAUUUAUCUGCUUGGUGGCUGUUCUGCUGAUUAAGUCUUUAUUAAAAAAAAUAUAUUCCCAUUGGAUCUGUUUGAGGAAAUACUACUCUGAUUGGCUCAGAAUUCUACCAAAAUCGGAAUACGUUGACGUGGACAAAGGCAACACUUCCCGAUCGGAGAUGGGAAACUGAAAAGCGUGGGGGAUGGGGCAGGGACACAAUGCUACUUAGAGUGCAUUCACAAAUAGAUUGAGUGAACGUGGUUAUAAGGACUAGUUUUGUACAAUGUGUCUUGGUAAAACUUUUUAAUAGUGGUGAGUCACUUGCUGUUUGAGAUCCCGUUUGUGGGAUAAUCAUGGUAUUUUUUUAUUUUUCUCUUCUUUAAUUUGCUUGUUUGGGGUUGCUGUAUUACAUUAAGUUUAUUUAUUUUUAUUUGACCACUUAUAAGCUUCAUCAUGUGAUUCAUUUAUUUGCCAUACUUAAAUCAGGAAGUCCCCUGCAUAACAGAAGCCCCAAGAAAUGAAGUUGCUGGGAAUCAUUCUGCAUAACUUUAGUUCUCCGGAUUGUGAUUGGUUGCAUUGAUUUUCUUUUGCUCGUACUCUUUUAUUGAGUCCCCUGCUGUAGCCCUACUUAAAGAUGAAUGCUUAUAAAUUUUUCCCUGAUGCAGGGAGGCUCUGCUGACAGUGUAGAUUUGAAGGCCCUCUCAUCUUCUUUUGCCCGCAUCUGAUCACAGCAGGUGCUGAGGUGGCGGUGGGAAAAAAAAAAAUAAAUAAAAAGGAAAAAAAAAAUUAACUGAACUUUACUAGUAGAGGAUCAGUUUCCACACUAUAUCAGUAUCAUUGGAAACGCCUUUAAAUUCAUUGCCCAUGUUGAUUAGCAUGUCUGUCAUAUUUUUGGCUGUACUUCAGUCAUUGCUGGCAUUCUUAGAUAGAUGUGUUUUUAAUUUUAUUAUUUUUUUUUUCAAAACAAGACGAACUUCUAGGUUCUUCUAGUCAGCAGUUCUCCACAGGAAAUCAGUAUUUAGUUUGCCCCUAUGCAGCUUCUCCACAUAAACAUGUUAUAGCACUGUGGAGAACCGGGUAACCUGUCUAAAAUUCAGCUUUGCUUCAGUCUCUUUUGUCACUCCAAAUUUCCCUCUAUGUGUGCGUAUAAAUAGAGAAGGAGGUUGAAGAAACGUCUGACUCUCUGCGUCCUAUCUAAUCCGGUUGAUCACUGGCGGUGGGCGGUAUGACAGCUGAUCCCAUAAAUCAGCUGUAGUUCUUAUUAAAGUUCAGAACUCCUUUACACAACGACACAACAUAUUACCCUACAUUCACACUGCGACAAAUCAACAAGCGACUGUUUGCUCUUUACAUGCAUGACAUGGAGCCACAAUUUGUACAAGUGACAUUUGCAUUGAGAUUUUUUGAACUAUGCAAAUUGUGUACAAUGUGGUAAAGCGUUUUAUCCAAGCUUAUCGAUUCGAAUGAUUUCCUACGGCACAUAUGGUCUGAAAUAUCUUAGGUUCUGACAGCAGUUACUGUCACAUGCAAAAAUGGAAGAAAACCCCAUUGCCAUAGUUUCAUGUUAUCCUGUCAUAUACAGUACAGCUGCUUAUUAAAUGUGUAGAGAAAAACAAAGUUAUGAACAGAUGUUCCUAGUAGCAAAGAUCAUGCAGUUAUUGUACAAAGCUGGGCGAAGCCAGUCAGUGAUCAAAUUCUUUAUCAGAUCUUAAAGAGACAAAAAUACUGUCAAAUUAUGUUCAUAUUGUUGACAACCUGCUGUGUAACUGGCUUUAGUGCCGAUUCUAAGCAGCUCAAAAUCUUAAAAAUAACAGCUACAGUGUUCAAACAAUGUUUGACUGACUUCCUAAAUUCCUUUAGUUUGUCUUUGCAUAUUCAGCUUUACAUAGGAUUUACAUGUAAAGGUCGUUUGGCUUUCUAAUUUUUUUCAAGGAACAGGAAGCCAAAGAAUAUCAAACAUAUCAGUUAAUAACAUGAACCAUUGGCUUAUUCCAUGAAACACGUUGAUCUCAAUCAUUUUACACCAGACCAUCAUAUCAUUGUUUGCUCAUACAUACCGCCCACUCGUCCUCCCCACCACACACUUUCACAAUUAACCUCAACGUAUUCGAAAUUUGAGAGCCCUAUGACUAAUAUGGUGCCAGUGAGGAGUGAUUAAUUAAAGUGCUUGUGAGUUCAGAGAGAUAUGGGUUAUUCAGAAAAGUCACAGUGACACACAGGCACACUGCCAGUGAGAGGAUGGGGUGGGGGGUGGGGGUGUUUGAUAAGGACAAAGGACUUAACAAAAAAAAAUUUAACAGAAAAUUAUAUAGUUGUCCCAGAACCCUGCUGACCUGUGACACAGCAAAGGUCCCAAACAAGAUGUUCCUUUCUACAACAUGGACUCAGCCGGCCUGCUGCAUUCCUGUCCACUCCGUUCCUGCUGAGCAGCACAGUAAAUACAGUGCAGGAUAAGCUGGAGCAUUAACUAAAGCCCAUCACACAGCUACACUCUCUCAAUCAAUACAGGUAUGUAUAUGCAAAGAAGCCCUGCCCCAACUUCCCUUCCAAACGAGACUCCCUUUGAGCGACGUUCAAAUUUAAUGAGCUGUUCAUAGGAGGGCUCCUUUGAGGAUUUGUCCCAUAUAUUUGCAUGUAGGACCAAGGUGAGAGCUGGGAAACAUCAGUUACAGAUGAGAGCUGCAGGGCUCGAUCUCACACACCAUCAACAGGAUGAGCCUCAUGACUGAAUGUAUUACAACAUCGAGUGCCAUUUAAUUUUUUUUUUGUCUUUCUUUUUCCCUUUUGUUCUAUCUAAGCUUCAAAGGGAUGAUCAGAAUGCCUGUUCAUGGGAACCAUAUCAGAGGGCAGUUGUAAUGUAGAUUAUUUGUCAUUCUGUCUUUAUUUCUGGUUAAAUAGGACUUACUCUUCUGGAGCACAAUAAAUGAUUUUAUU
Messenger RNA from Tachysurus fulvidraco (yellow catfish), 7385 nucleotides. It is a transcript of the gene nlgn1, whose product is annotated as neuroligin 1. NCBI's taxonomy places the organism in Eukaryota, Metazoa, Chordata, Actinopteri, Siluriformes, Bagridae. Gene Ontology annotation, cellular component: postsynaptic specialization membrane; synapse; cell surface. Gene Ontology annotation, biological process: chemical synaptic transmission; neuron cell-cell adhesion; synaptic vesicle endocytosis. The transcript has 8 exons. Gene Ontology annotation, molecular function: neurexin family protein binding; signaling receptor activity. The record is from RefSeq and is a predicted model, not a curated record. The coding region runs from base 1085 to 3670 and encodes 861 amino acids.